UCUAUUCAUAACAAUACAUUUUCCCCUUUGACACAUUGAUGGAUCAUAUCUAUUGUUAUGACCCUCUACCCCACCUUCAGGUUGGAAAAUCCUAGGAUGGACAGAGCACAGCCCAUCCUACUGGCCAGUUCAAAAUGUACAACACGCAUGCGUACCAGCAGGUGCAAAAGAUUCAACUAGUUUAAUAACUUUGAAUUUAUUACUAACAGUAAGUCUUAACAAUCAAUACGAGACCUUGCUAUUAGACUUUUCAACGUUCUUGCCAUGGCUGAAGACCUUAAUAAUCAGGAUGAUUAUUAUUGCUUAGACCUUCUAGACUGGUUUAUUGCUAGAUCUUCAUAUAAAUAUUUUACCGUUGACGAAAAACGCUUUCUUCUUUCAUAUAGAGAUAAAGCUAAUAACAUUAGAGAUACUACUUUUAAUGGCAUAUUGCAUCAUAUGUAUUUCAAUGUUGUAUAUAAUAAAGGGGAGACUAUUAACAUUGUCCUAAAAGUGAUUAAGGAACUUAAAUUGGAUCUCUGGACUAUGUUCGAGGAAAAAUUUCCAUCUGAGGAAAUCGACUUUUCUCAGGGUAGUCUCGAAAGAAAUUUCAUAGCAUUCAUCAGAAUAACAGAAGCAGGAGCCUCAAACAGAACAACAAUAAUAGAACCCCUGUUUCUUCGGUCCUACUUUGACGAGUUUUUUUAUGAUGAAGAAGGCUACGAUACGUGGGUGGAUAAUUGGGAUGAUAUGUCAAGAAAUCCUCUCAACUUCCGUGCAAUUCAGCUUCUGCAUCUUUCUGUGUGGUUCACUUAUCUCGAUGAAUCUGAAUUGACUGAAAUGGCCGUGAGAGUACUCUGGAGCUCUAUCCCAGAUGCCCUUCUGACCAAGGCCGAUAUUUUUAGACUUUUUAAGGGGAUCAAUCCUAGAUACUAUCAGAAGAUAAAUGACAUAUGGCAAUGGUACUGCAAUCUAAUAAAUUAUGAGGAAACUUCUGAUAAGCGUCCAAGAUCUCUGAAACACCUUUCAAGAUGCAUCAUCAGAAACAGAUUAAGAGACAACUUUAAGUUGCCCGAAGGAGUGGAAGAGCUGGAUGUUCCCAAACAAGUCCAGAAGUAUUUACUUCUAAAAGAUUUCUACAAGAUAUAUUGAAUACUUUAACUUGGAAUCAUUUAUUCAAAUUAUUUCAUGAAAGAUGUGAAGGACUAAUCUCGAAAGGAUUUGAAUGUUUUAAUUAUGAUUUUUCCAUGUGUUAUUUAUUCCUAUGAACACUCUUUGCGCUAUUAGUUUCACUGUUGUGCGAUUGGGUUUUGUGUGCGACUUUCAAAUAAAAAAAAAUUAUUGAUUGCUUCUUUUA
This is a messenger RNA of Parasteatoda tepidariorum (common house spider), 1336 nucleotides long. RefSeq lists its product as uncharacterized. NCBI's taxonomy places the organism in Eukaryota, Metazoa, Arthropoda, Arachnida, Araneae, Theridiidae. Gene Ontology annotation, biological process: intracellular signal transduction. The record is from RefSeq and is a predicted model, not a curated record.